ACGCGGGUGAUAAACAACAACAGUUCAUCUUUUAUCAGCUGAUAAGUUGAUAAGCGGAGAGUUUAAAAGUGAUAUAAAACAGGAGAUGGCAUCAUAACUCCGCUACACGGCGCCGCGGCAACUGCUGUGUGGAGGUUCGCCGCGAGACAGAGAGAACUUUUUCCUGUAGUUUUUUUUUGUUUUCUUCUUGUUUUGUGAAGUUUUCCAGAGGAGAAAAUGAGCGUCAACAAAUAUGAAGCCGCAGACUUGUACCGUGAAUGUGCCCGCGGGGACAUUGAGGGAAACGAGCGGACACCUUUGUUAAGUGGAUCAGUGCAGACCAGGACCAAAGGAGCCUCCUUCGCCUCCUCUGUGUUUAACCUGAUGAAUGCCAUCAUGGGCAGCGGUAUACUGGGUCUAGCUUAUGCUAUGGCUAACACUGGAAUAGUUGGUUUUUGCAUCCUGUUGGUAGUCGUGUCCACCCUGGCAGCAUACUCUAUACAUCUCCUUCUGAAGCUAUGUGACCAAACAGGCAUCAAUUCAUAUGAAGACCUUGGUGGUAUAGCCUUGCAAAAACCAGGAAAAGUUGUGGUGGCACUUUCUAUUAUUAUCCAAAAUAUUGGUGCCAUGUCAUCCUAUUUGUUCAUCCUGAAGUCGGAGCUUCCUGCAGCCAUCGACAGCUUCGUGAGCCGAGACGACGCAGGAAACGCCUGGUAUGAUGACGGCAGGUUGCUUCUGAUCCUCGUCACACUUUGUGUUGUUCUACCUCUGGCAUUGUCCCCGAAAAUUGGCUUCCUGGGCUACACCAGCAGCAUUGCCUUUUUCUUUAUGCUGUACUUUGCAAUUGUGGUCGUGGUCAAGAAAUGGUACAUCCCCUGCCCGCUGCCUCACAACAUGACUACACUUUCAGAUGCCUUCCAGAUCUCAAAUUCCUCUGACUCAGACUGCACACCAAAACUCUUUGUCAUGUCCAGUAAGAGCGGCUACGCCAUCCCAACCAUGGCCUUCUCCUUCCUGUGCCACACAGCUAUCCUGCCAAUCUACUGCGAACUGGACAGACCGUCUAAGGCCAGGAUGCAGAAUGUUACAAAUGUCAGUAUUGGCCUCAGCUUCCUGUUUUACCUCGUUUCUGCGCUGUUCGGCUACCUCACCUUCUACGGUAAUGUGGACUCUGAGCUGUUGCACGGCUACCUGUUCCUGCAUCGGGACAUCAUGGUGAUGACGGUUCGACUGGCCAUCCUGCUCUCUGUGCUGCUGACUGUUCCCCUUAUUCUGUUUCCUGCCCGUAAGGCUGCAUCCAUGCUGCUGUUUGAAGGACGGCCCUUCUCCUGGCUGAUCCAUAUCUUUUUAACUCUAACCAUCCUGGGUGCGGUGCUGCUGCUGGCCAUCUUUGUGCCUGAUAUCAGAAACGUGUUUGGAGUAGUGGGAGCAACAACAUCCACCUGCCUGAUGUUUGUUUUCCCCGGCAUUUUCUACCUCAAGAUCAACGGAGGACCUCUCAGAUCCUUUGACUCUAUUGGGGCUGUGUUUAUGGUGGUCUUUGGUUUCACUAUGGCAAUCAUGAGCUUCACUUUCAUUGUCAUCACAUGGGUGCAUGACAUCUAACCCUGUUCGCCCCCCCUUUCCCGAAUGAAACGCAACAGCAAAACGAGAGGAAAUCGUGCCAAAGAAACCAAGUAAUGGAUGAAGAAAGGGAAGAGACAGCGUCACCUCAGGCAGAUUAUUUAUAGUGAAGUUGUUCUCAACACUAAACCACUGUUUGUUUUUGUAGACCAAAGUCAGCACAUGCUGUAUGAGCUAAAAAAAAAAACAAAGCAAGGGCUAUCUGUGUUACACACGUUUUUUUCUUUUUUUAACAGAUAUUUGUUUACACAUCCUUUUUUUACACAAUGACUUUUAGACUAUACCCAGUUCAGGGUAAAUCUUUAUUUUUUUAAUCAUCAGAGAGCAAAAGAUGUGACGUUCUGUGUCAGAACGAGAUAAAAGUCUUAAAGUUAAUUUUAUGUACUUAUUUACAUUUUUAUUUUCUGACAACCUUUGUGUUGUUCUGUGUGGAUUACAGUGCACCUUAUACAAACCUGCUCUGAAGGCUGGACCACAAAUGUGUCAAAUUUACUAGUUUCUCAGACUCCGUUUAUGGAAUAUUUUCAGUUACACAUACACAAUCACUAAUCAUUAGUCACUUUAAUUUUUAAAUGGUUUUAUUUGAUUUACUUGGUGGGGGUCGGGGUGGAGUUUUGUUUAGUAUGUAUUGGUUUUCCAAACUCAGAGUUUUUCUGGUGCUACUUGUAUUAUUUAAUAAAUGUGUUCAUUUUGAUGAAUUGUAUGCAGUUCCAAUGUACAGAAGAAUAAUGUAAUGCAUAAUUAUGAUCUUCAAAUUAUUGGCAUUCAAUAAAA
Centropristis striata (black sea bass) is the source of this 2376-nucleotide messenger RNA. RefSeq names its product solute carrier family 38 member 6 (gene slc38a6). Gene Ontology annotation, biological process: amino acid transmembrane transport; L-glutamine transport. Gene Ontology annotation, molecular function: L-glutamine transmembrane transporter activity. The transcript has 16 exons. Bases 217 to 1584 code for a protein of 455 amino acids. Lineage: Eukaryota; Metazoa; Chordata; Actinopteri; Perciformes; Serranidae. The record is from RefSeq and is a predicted model, not a curated record.